AUGGCCGACUCAUCAGCUCAAAAAUAUCUUUGCAAACAUCGUCGGCUCAAAUCGCAGAGUACGGGCAAUCAGCCCACAUCACGACAAAAAGAUGCAGCUGCGGCGGAACAACCCGUUCUCAUUGAGAAUCCCUUCACCCAAUCCACAUUGUUUACUCUGGACUUUUUCAAACGCCUGGCAAAAUUUUCCCUUAUAGGUGUCUUUGCACUCGGGAUCACCGGAUGGACAGUAUUCGAGGGUUUACAUAUGUGGGUAGAGAACGUCGAACUCGCAUGCGAUCAAGAUAGCGAAGUACGCAGAUGGGAGUGGGAUCACGAAGCUGAGAAGUGGUCAGGCGGGGACGGAGGUGGAACGGACCCGGCACUUGGGUUCAAAGGCAGGCAUGCUGUUCGUAGUGCAUGGAUUGCCGAGAACUGGGGAACGGGCUCAGGAGCGAUCAUCAGCCGCUCGAACACACUUUCGGGACGAGGCUCCCAGAGUACAGGUAGUCUCAAUGUUGUAGAGGCUCGCCUGGAAGUCUCCCAAAAAUUCAUGGCUCUUGCCAUCAGCAUUAUCGAAGGUAAAUUGCCGUCCGGCAAGUUACGCCCACAAACUAUGGGCGAGCUACUCGCCCGCCACGCUUCCAUUCUCGAGCGGAUGGGGACAAGGGAUGCACUUUUGCAGGCCCAGUCCCGGUAUGAGCGAGUGUGGGCUGGGCUGUCCGCGAAGGGUGCGGAUGCUGCACGAGUUGCAUUAAAACUCGGGGACCUUGACUAUCGUCUUGGGAACUUUGAGGACGCGCUUGGAUGGUGGGCGCGGACUAUCAACCUCACCCAGGGCACUCAGCAAGCAAAUAUUCCGGCUCCUGAAUUAACACAAACCAUCCCUUCAUCUCCGUGUGCACAACGCACGCUUGCCUCCACGUUAGUAUCACUUUCCGCCUACUAUUCCACCUCUGGCUACCUUAAGCAAGCGCAACAUGUACAGGAGUCCGGACUCGAUCUCCUACGCUCGAUUCCGUCUCCUUCCAGAAUUUCAACAGCAUCUCCGCCACAGGCAUUGCAUUCACUAUUUCUACUUCACCGAUCGUCUCUACUUUCCAUUCACCUUGCGGAAGUUCUCUACGCCCUCCGCACAGCACCUGAACAGUCCAUACAAUGGCUCGCGCGUGCUGCAGAAUCGUCCGAGCGAGUUGCUCUCGCCCUUGCAGGUCUCCCAUUCACCCAUCCUGAUGCACCAGGCUCGACAGUUCCCCAUCCGCCCGCCUCGGAAGCAUCCCUAGUUCCCGUGUAUGCGAAAUCGAAUGCGAUGCGAAAGCCGGCUAAAAGCCUUCUCCGCGAUGCUCGCCGGACGGCUGCUGAAGCCUGGAAUCUCAUGGGUAUACUGAAGGAAGGCGAGAAAGAUGGCGCGGAACGCGCCCUUGAGUGUUAUGAACGCGCCCUGGGGUGGGCAGGUGUUGCAGCGGACCGUUCUGGCGGCAUUGGUGAGCCUGGGGAAGGCACACCAGAAGCAGAAUGGAAAGUACUUUGGAAUAACUAUGUUCGUGUGCGCGAAGCGACACGGAAGCAAACGGCAAAGAAAACAGCCCUAGAUUGAAUUCGUCAUAUGCUGUUUGUGGCUGAUUUGUCGGAUAACUCGCUGUCUUUUACUAUUCUCAUUCAGAACCAAUUAAGAUAUGGGCAUGGCGCAUGAUAUACGAUAUAUGAUAAGUCAAAUGACGUUCUUAUUAUUGGGGUGGUGGCGGCAAUGGGCGGUCGGACCAGU
Suillus plorans is the source of this 1743-nucleotide messenger RNA. RefSeq lists its product as uncharacterized. Gene Ontology annotation, molecular function: protein binding. Bases 1 to 1575 code for a protein of 524 amino acids. The transcript is spliced from 2 exons. The record is from RefSeq and is a predicted model, not a curated record. NCBI's taxonomy places the organism in Eukaryota, Fungi, Basidiomycota, Agaricomycetes, Boletales, Suillaceae.